AUGGUUGAAACUUUCGUUGACAUCCCCGACGACUAUUGUUGCCCGAUAACAGGCGAUAUCAUGGAAGACCCAGUUGUAGCACCAGACGGGCACAGCUAUGAGCGUGCAUCAAUCACAGCCUGAUUCCAAAAAAACAAAACUAGUCCUCUUACCGGCGCUGUUUUAAAAAACACUAUCCUAAUUGAUAAUCACAGACUAAAAGCAAUAAUCACCAGCUUUAAAGAGAGACUGCCCGAAAUCCAGCGUGAUUUCCAAAUAAAGCGAGAUUUAUUAGAAGCCAUAAACAUCAGAGAAGCAUUCUUUCAAGACCAUCUCCAAAAAGAAAAAGAACAGAUAGGGAAUAUCACAACCUUGCAUGAUAACGAGAAAGAAAAAAAUUUACUGCUUAAAAAUAAGCUCACUGCCUGCAAAAAAUUCCUUCAGGUAAAAACUGACCAAAUUGACACCCUUCAAGAAAAUCUGGAUAAUUUAAAAGGCAUAAGCGAAUCAAAAAAUGAUGAAAAUAAAAGACUUCAUGAAGAUCUUACUCAUGCUUUGGCUGAAAAUGAUGGGUUUAAAAGAGUGACUAAAUUGAGGUUUGAAAGCAUUUUUGAAAAGCUUUUAGAAGUACAAGAAAAUGUUAAGCAGUUAGAAAGAGUUAUAAAUUCAAAUAAAAUAAGUGCUUAUAGGCUGCUAACAAAACUUUAUGAUUCUAUCUCAAAACUAAUUAAUGAGGCUGAUAAGAAUAAAAGGGAGCUUGAAGAUAGAAAAGAAGUAUUAGAAAUCCAAAGAGGAGAAUGAAAUCUGCUCAGCCUUCAAAGCAAUAUUGAAGAGCAUGGAGAGCAAAUUUUAAAUCUUUAUGAGCCCAUAAUAAUAAAAGCGCCAGAUCAGCCAGAUAUUGAAAAUAAACUAUUAGCCCCUCAAGAGCUGAAAAAUAAAAAAUAUGCAAUUUUAAGCCGAGUAAAUGAUCCAAUAUCAGAAGAAGACUUCAGAAAAACUUGCUCACUAUAUGAUAACGACUUAGAAGAAAUUGUGGCAAAUCCACAGAUCAGCCAAGCUUAUCAAGAUUAUAUAGUUGCUUAUCAUCAAAACACAUCUCUUUAUUUUACCAGAAAUGUUGGAAAUAGAACUCAUUUAAUUGUAUAUGACACUGAAAGUGAAAGAGAAGAAAUAAAAGUCGUGGAGACUCCAGAGCCUAUAAAUAAUGGCUCAUGCAUGGCUCAGCUUCCUGAUGGAGAAUUAUUCUGCUUUGGUAAUUCAAAUCCGCCUUCUGGAAUUUCAUGAAUAAUUGAUGGGAACUAUGGGGUUAGAAUACUCACACCUGGGAAGCCUUGCUAUUACUCGUCAGCUGUAUAUUUCAAUAGAAAUGUAUAUUGUUUUGGAGGACUAAAUAAUAGCACUUUUAAUUUUUCUGAAAAAUUCAAUUUAGAUGAAAACCAAUGAGUAAAAUUAAGCCCAAUGCCGCAGGCAGAUGCUUUAUGUAGCUGCAUAGUGAUUGAUGGAAAUAUUUUGAUUUCUGGAUAUAGAAAUAAGCAUCUUUUGAAGUAUUCAAUUGAGAAUAACAGCUUCGCGAGGAUUUCUUAUGAAUUCUUAGCAGAAAAAAGAAAAAUUUUGUUAAAUGCAGAGAAAUUGUAUUUAAUUGAGUGCAGUUAUCAAGGAUUUAUAUAUGAAAGUAGGGACGAAACUAGUUGGAGACAAAUAGUUAGAUCAAAAAUUAGCUAUGAUAGUCCUGCUCAAAUUUAUUGCGCAUAUAAUAAAGGAGCAAUAUAUAUUGGAAUCGACUAUAAUGGAAGAUAUAAGUUUAAUUUAGAUCAAAAGAUGAUGAUUAAACUAUAA
This is a messenger RNA of Blepharisma stoltei, 1815 nucleotides long. Lineage: Eukaryota; Ciliophora; Heterotrichea; Heterotrichida; Blepharismidae. The record is from the annotation of a GenBank genome assembly.